This is a messenger RNA of Zychaea mexicana, 1343 nucleotides long. RefSeq lists its product as uncharacterized. Lineage: Eukaryota; Fungi; Mucoromycota; Mucoromycetes; Mucorales; Lichtheimiaceae. The transcript has 4 exons. The record is from RefSeq and is a predicted model, not a curated record. Bases 263 to 1054 code for a protein of 263 amino acids.
CACAUAUAUAUACUUUAUCCCUCCCUUUGUUCUGUAUACCACACACACGCACACAUCACACACAAAAGAAAACAGCACCAUCCAAGAUAGCAGUAAAAAAAGAUACCCCUUCCUUUUGUUUCUAACCCCUUCAAUCUUUUAUAUAUAUAUUUUUCAUUAAAAAACUACAGAGAAAUGUACAGUCGUCAUUACUUGAAGACAAAAAAAGAAGAAGCGAAUUGUCCGCUUUUCUCUUCUUCCUUCCGCACAUACAAAAGAAAACAUGCCCAAGACGCCACCCUUGUUAUUGCCCACCACUUGUUUUGAGGAAGAAAAUGCGCAACAACAACAACAACAACCACAUGAUGACAGUGAUGACCAACUUGUCCUGGACGAUGAUCGUGCAUGGCAGAUGCUUGAAGACCAAGAAGAUACCAUUCUUGCUGCUGCUGUUGUAGGUGGAGUAGUGUCAUCGUCAUCACCUUCCCCAGAUUCUUUUAGACCAAUGCCACCAUCACCACCGCAGCCUUCAUCGUCGGCAUCGAUUAAAACUACUGCUACUUCUAAUACCGUUGUUGGUCUAUUCCAGCAGCAGCAUACAAUAAAAGCUGUGGUACAAGAUCAAAGUAACAACACUGACUGCAUGAACGGAGAAGGCAGCGACGCAAACAACGUUGAUGAUCACAUUCAUCAAGACCGAUCAUCGUCAUCACCUGAAGAUGACGACCCAUCUUCAAUGGAUGUUCCAGCCAUCAAUACCAAAGUCAAUGAGUUGGUUCAAGCACUUGUAGAUGCAAUGCAGCAGUCAACUGAAGAUCUUUGCCAAGCAGAGGGCGUCACACGAUCCAUGAUUGAUGGCUUGAAGGGAUAUCGCGAGUCGACGGCCGCGCGUGGCAGUCAGUUGGAACAAACAUGGCAAGACAUGCGCAUUUAUGCAGCGAGCAUUGCCGGACAUCGUGCCACUCCUCAACAACGUGUUUCGUUCGCGCAACAGCUUAUAAUGGAUGAUGGUAGCGACUAUGACAAUGAUGAUGGUAUCAGGGACAGCAGCAACAAUGAUAUGGUAUUUCAAUGACGAUAGUAAUAACAAUUGCAAUUCUAAAACAAGCCAAGAAAAAGAAUAAAUGAAUGAAUGUAUAUGUAUUGGCUACUGUUGUAUAGUAAUAGCAUGUGUAUGUUAUAGUGUGUACACCCUAUGCUCGUGACGUUUAGCAAAAACUCUAAAUAAUACUUUUUCUUUAAUUACAAAAUCCACCAAUCCAACUAAUCAACUCUUCUCUUUUUGCUCUCCUGCUCGUCCUGAUGCGGCUGACGAUCUUCUCCUUCUUGCUGUUGAUAAUUCUCCAACUUGAUAUCGUUCAAGC